Messenger RNA from Rana temporaria (common frog), 735 nucleotides. RefSeq names its product olfactory receptor 2K2-like. Gene Ontology annotation, biological process: G protein-coupled receptor signaling pathway. The transcript has a single exon. Gene Ontology annotation, cellular component: membrane. Bases 1 to 735 code for a protein of 244 amino acids. The record is from RefSeq and is a predicted model, not a curated record. Lineage: Eukaryota; Metazoa; Chordata; Amphibia; Anura; Ranidae. Gene Ontology annotation, molecular function: olfactory receptor activity; G protein-coupled receptor activity.
AUGGGGAAUCUUGCCUUUGUGGAUGUAUGUUUUACCUCUACAGUCAUCCCCAGGGCUCUGUAUGGUCUACUGUCGGGAGACACCCACAUCUCCACCCAUGACUGCUUUCUCCAGCUUUUUCUCUUCCUAGUAGUGGGCAACAUGGAUUGUCUUUUGUUGGCCAUCAUGGCUUUGGAUCGCUACUUUGCAGUUUGUUUUCCCCUACAGUACUCUUUGAUGAUGAGCAAGAGAACUUGUAUCUGUCUGGUGACUUUUUCUUGGAUUUUUGCUUGCCUUCACUGUACAUACUGCACUUGGCUGGCUUCUUCUCAGCUGCUCUGUGGCUGGGUAAUCCAACACUUCUUCUGUGACUAUCCCGUCCUAAUCAUUCUAUCCUGCUCUGGCUUGUCAGUCACUAUGCUGACAGUUGACUUCAUUGAAAAUUCCAUUGUCACCUUUUCUCCAGUGCUUUUAAUCCUUGCGUCCUAUGUACUUAUCAUCAGAGCAGUGUUGACUCUAAAGUCGGCCCAAGGAAGUAUAAAGACCUUCACCACUUGCUCCUCUCAUCUCACCAUGGUCAUCCUCUUCUACAGUACAGUAAUAUUUACAUACUUUCGGCCUAGCUCCAUGUUCUCACCGACCUACGAUCGAGCCAUCAGUGUAGUCUUCACCAUCAUUAACCCAACACUCAACCCGUUUAUUUACAGCUUAAGGAAUAAGGAGGUCAAAAGCUGUUUAAAAAAAAUUCUAGGAUAG